UCCGCCUCGACGACGACGACGACGAUGACGGCAGCGACCCUGGACCUGCUCCACGACGUGGUCGAGUACCGCCUCACGAAGCGCGACAUCGCGUCGGUGCUCGAGCUCAACGACGGCAACGUCGCGCGCACGAUCGACGAGCUCCUCUCGAUGCUCAAGAUCCAGGACAUGGAGCGCAAGGCGUCGAUCGACACGACCAAUGAUGCCGUUGUCGCUGCCGACUCGAAGCUGCAGUGGGACCUCUUCCUCGCGGAAAUGGGCGCGCAUGGCCUGGACGAGGCCACGUGCACGGGCCUCUUGCAAGCGCUUCAAGACACGUGCGGCGGUGACCACGUCGCCUCGUCGACCAUUGUGCACGAGCUUCUCGCAGCGAUGGACGACGCGCCCAAGGAAGAAGACCAUCCGAUUGUCGCUCUCCAAGAGCAAUUUCCGCACAUCCGCAACGACCUCAUCGCCAAAAUCUUGGAGCAAAACGAGUACGACGUCGCCGCGACGGCCAAAGCGCUGACGGAAACGGGCCACUUGCUCAACGCCCACGGAAGCCUCGAGAAUUACAGCUAUGCGUCGAUGGCCAAAGGCCCCACGCAUACGGCGACGACGGCGCCACCCUCGGCCAAGAACUUUCCCACGUUGCAGCCGCGCCGCAGCUCGAAACGCCGAGUCGUGCAGUGGGGCACGCAUGCGGCCAAUAAUGCGUGGGCGACCAACGACCAGGCGCUGCCGACGGGCACGCCGGGAUCGCUCUCGACCAAGCUCAAGCUCGAGUACCUCCAGAAACGUCUUCCGAACGUUGAUGCCGACAUUCUGUGCACGGCGCUGCUGCUCAACAAUGCCAACUUGGAGACGACGGAAGCGAUUGUGUCGUCGAUUUUCAACAUACCGCCCGCAUCGAGACCGAGCUCCAACCAGGACGAGCAACCACCCAAGUACCACCCGCCACGGCACCGACGUCGCGACGAGGCGCCGGACGGCUUUGCGCAGUACCAAGCACGAACCGAAGCGCUCAUUGAAGAGUUGCAGCAGACGCACUCGGCGGCGGUUCGAUCGUUUGGUAGCGGCAAGCUCAACCACCACUUGGGUCGGGAUAAAAUGCUAUGCGUCUCGGCGCUGCGGCGGGAGCUCCAGAUCACACGCGAGCAAGCUGCAUAUGCCUUUUUCAACGAGAACAAGCAUCUCGUCAAGGCCGGCAAGACCGUCGACAUGCACGGGCUCUUUCUGCAGGAAGCACUGCAUGUGCUCGAGUAUUGCUUGGACUAUGCCAAGAAAAGCCGCGUGCGCAAGUUUAUGGUGGUCACGGGCGUCGGCAACCACGCGACCAAGCCCGGCAAGAUGUUCAACAGCAUCGACGCGUCGCUCGCGCGUCGUGGCGUCAAGUACACCAAGGGCCCGGGCCAUUUUGUCAUCCAGCCUUUUUUUCAAACCACUGCCUAGGAUAGGCACAAAGUUUCGUGUUCGGCAUAUAUACCUACAUAAACCUUCGAUUCGAAUCAUGGGACGUCC
Messenger RNA from Saprolegnia diclina VS20, 1500 nucleotides. RefSeq lists its product as hypothetical. The record is from RefSeq and is a predicted model, not a curated record. The transcript has 7 exons. Gene Ontology annotation, molecular function: ubiquitin binding. NCBI's taxonomy places the organism in Eukaryota, Oomycota, Saprolegniomycetes, Saprolegniales, Saprolegniaceae. Bases 25 to 1431 code for a protein of 468 amino acids.